GCCAAACCUAUUUGGUGUGGAGAAGAUUUAAAAUCGGUAAAUUGUAGAUGAACUUAAUCGAGGGAGACUGAGACAGAGUAGAAACAGCCAUGGCAUCGGGAGCGUCAACACCGCCGUAUCCAAGCGCUGCUAGAAUCUCCGAUUCUCAAUGUUAUCCUCAGUACACUGCCUCUUUAAAGUGUCUAGAAGAAUAUAACUCGGACAAGAGCAAAUGUCAAAAGCAUUUUGAUAUUUACAAAGAAUGCAAGAAACAGGAGAGGCUAGCUCGAUUGGAACGUAACAAGAGUAGGUCUCUUUUCUCAUGAAACUCUUCAGGAUUUCUGCUCGUAUCGUAGGGCGCAAAAGUUAGUUUUGUGCUCAGGGGUGGUAUUAGAUUUAUAGAGUGCUAUACUUGAUACCGUGACAAAUGUAGAGCAGGCUCAAUUCAAAUUCACACGUAUUUGUUCAGUCAAUCCAUGUUUUCAUUGAGUA
Pyrus x bretschneideri (Chinese white pear) is the source of this 471-nucleotide messenger RNA. RefSeq names its product cytochrome c oxidase-assembly factor COX23, mitochondrial. Gene Ontology annotation, cellular component: mitochondrion; respiratory chain complex IV. NCBI's taxonomy places the organism in Eukaryota, Viridiplantae, Streptophyta, Magnoliopsida, Rosales, Rosaceae. Bases 90 to 305 code for a protein of 71 amino acids. The record is from RefSeq and is a predicted model, not a curated record. The transcript has 3 exons.